AGUUACAUAAUGGAUACUAAAUUGAUUCAAGUGUUGUUAUAUUACGUUGUAUUGGUGGUUUGUCAAAAUAACGUCAACAGUGUUCAAGAAAAAGAAAUAACAAUUAACGAGAUUGGGUACAAACAUCAUCAAGAAAGAGUUGUUGUUAAUUCCAAAAAAUAUCCUUACGAAUCUUUUCUUCGAGAUGAACAAACACUCGAAGAUGUUUACAAAGAAUAUGUUUCUUGGAAUGACGCGCCGAUGAAAUACGAGAAUGGGUUUACAAACAACUUAGAAAUAUCAAAGGACAAACAAAAACGAUUCAUGGAAAAAACAAUAAGCGAAUAUAAUAUUGCAAAUGAAAGAAAUAAAUUGAUAAAUGAUGUAGAACGAGGGUUUAUUAGAACAGGAGGUCUUAGAGAGUCCCCAGACCGACCAUUCCGGAAACAAUUAAAAAUGGAUACAGAAACGAAUAGCACCAAUAACGCCUCUUAUACAGUUCCAGAGCCUCAAGACCGACCAGUUGAGAAAGAAAUAAAAAUUGAUGCAGAAACGGAUGGCAACGAUAACGCCACUUAUUCAGUUCCAGAGUCUCAAGACCGACCAGUUGAGAAGGAAACAAAAAUUGAUGCAGAAACGGAUGGCAACGAUAACGCCACUUAUACAGAGUCUCCAGAUCAAACAUUCCAGGAACAUAUAAAGAAUGAUACAGAAACGGAUAGCAACGAUAGCGCCAAUCAUACAGAGUCUGACGAUCUAUCAUUCAAGGAUGAAAUAAGCAUGGAUGCAGAAAUGGAAUACACAGAUUCAGGAAACAAUUCUGAUAAACUAAACGACGCAUUAUAUGAUACUGGAGUAAAAUCGAAGUUAUUCGAACCUAAAAAAUACACUCGCCUUGACUAUAAGGGCCACGUACCAAUAUUCCAAAGUACAUACAAAGAAUUUGUUGAAUUGAUGAAAAAACCGAUGGAGUACAAGCCAUGGCUUACUAUGAACACAUUCGGAAUCUUACAGGAUGUAAAUGAAUCAUUAUUGAACGAGAAAAGUUCAGAAGAUUAUAAGAAAAAUAAAAACAAGUUCAUGAGUGACAUACAACGAGGAGACAUAUUGUUAACUAACGGCAAUGACAAAAAGGGUACACUUGGACUUGCAGCUUUAGUGAUUGAUAACCACAAUAUACUAGAAAUGCUUGGCUAUCAAACAACAAUAUCACGUAUUCCAUACGAAGGAAUGACUAACAAUUUAAGGGUUACUAUAGAACAUUUUUUUAGUCUCCAUUUAAAGGAUUGGAUUUAUAUAUACCGUUGUUCUAAUUCAACUGAUGCUAAUUCUGCUGCCGUCUGGGCCCACCAUUCCUAUUACAAUCCUAAAGGUUUAUAUGUGCAGACUGAAAAUAUUAGUUACGAAAUUAAUUCAGAUUUUAUGUCGACAAAUCCAAGUUACAACUCAAAAUUGGUUCUGCAAGCAUAUUAUUUUGGGAGUGAUGCAAUAGACAAAAAGAACGUGCAUAACAAUACAUUAGUUUUUCCAACUACAAUUUCUAAAUAUUUCAAGGAGCCGUUGAAAUAUGUAGGAAAAUAUUAAAAAUGUAAAAUUAGGCCGAAUAGUUGCAGAGCUAUGUGAUACAGUCCAACAAAAACAUAGUAUUUUCAAAGAUGAGCUGAAUACAAAAUACCACACAUAAUAUUUAAUCCUUUAUUUUAUUGUAAAUACGCACUAUAAUAUUAAUGUCAAAUACAAUUAUGUAACGUAAUACCUUGAUUGUUAUAUUAUAAAAUGUUUAAUUAAAAUUCACCAUUACACGUUCGACAUUCUGGAUUGCACAAAUAUCAAUAAUUUUAUUUAAAAAGUCCUACUAAAACGAAUUUGUUACUCAUACACAUCAACAUUACAUCCCUUAUAAAAAAAAUUUGAUGCACUAGCAGCACUAUAUAUUUUCUUCGAGAAAAUAUGUUGACAUCAUAAUAGUAACAUAAGCAAAUAUAUCCGCAUCACUCAGGUGCCUCUAUAAUAUAAAUGGCUAUAACAUGUUUUAUAAUUUAAGAAAAACACAAAAAGGUGGAGGUAUUAUCAUAUAAGUACACAAAGAACUUAAUUGUGAUGCAAUAAAAACUCAUUUCGAGGGAAUUUACUUAAAAAUCAUAUCACACACGUACGCAUCGAAUCUACUUGCAGUGUAACAUCUCUUCAUUAAAACUACAAAAAACAAUUCAAAUAUUUGAAUAUUCUUUUUAAAUACUUAAUUACUCAAUACACUAGAAUCGAAAGUAAACGGAAUGAAACAGUGAACAAAUCCUGUAUCGAUCAUAUUUUUGUGCGAUCCCGGCCACAAGAUGUGUUCACAGCGGCCUUUGGUACAGUACUGGCGGAUCACCGAGCGAUUGCUUUGGUUUACUCGGAGCCACCUCGUAUACAGGCUGUUCCCAAACGAAGAACGCAUAUUGACACAAAUUUAUUAAAAAAACAGUUAGACACGGUAGAUU
Molecule: messenger RNA, 2462 nt
Organism: Hyposmocoma kahamanoa
Lineage: Eukaryota; Metazoa; Arthropoda; Insecta; Lepidoptera; Cosmopterigidae
Exons: 8
Coding region: 10-1563 (517 amino acids)
Source: RefSeq, a predicted model, not a curated record